AAGUAUGAAUCGGGACUAGAGCCUGCUCGGCAGGACUUCCCGGAAGUGACAGCCGCAGAACGCAAUGCCGGCCAAGGCCCUCAACCGUACCAAGGGUCAUACGACCAUCAGUAUCCACAGGCUUACUACCCUCACUUACAGCAAGAGCAACAACACUACGAUUCACCGAUAACCCCUCCCAAGCACGAAGCGUCGCAACUAUCCCCAGCCCCUCCAUCGACAUACGGAGGCCAGACAGCCACCUCCCCCUUCAGCUCCUAUGUCCAGCCUGUGACGGCGCCAACAACAGCAGAGAGAGUCCCGAUAUCGGCCAGGAGGAUAUUCGGCUGCAGCUUCCUGGUCUUUGUCCUCUCGUGCAUCAUCGCACUGCUUGCAGCAGCCGCCAUCGGGCUAGCCGCAGCGACGGGCAUCGUAGCCCAGCGCGCCAAUAGUGCGAGCAGCAGUCUCGCUGCCGCACUCGAUCCGACCACGAUAACAGAAUCCGCCAUCGACGGCGGAUGCUUGAAUAACCCAGAGGGUGUCAACAAGACAGAGUACACGUCAUUCUCCCUACUCGGCGGGCUGAGAUUCACGCGCUAUUGCAACAGAGACGCCCCUCACGCUCCCCUGGUGUCCCUGUUCGCAGCCAACUUUGACACGUGCAUCGAUGCCUGUGCUGCCUACACGAGAUAUGUGCCCGUGAGUUUCGGCAACGUCGAAAACUCGACCUGCGAGGCCGUCAGCUUCAUCCCGGCGUGGACCAACAAGACGAGGGCCAAUGCCGGAGGGGCGCCGGGAAACUGUUAUCUCAAGGCUGGUCCGCAGGAUGAAGCACAAUUGACAACCCCGAAUAUUGGUGUCAAUUGCCACGCGGCGAUUCUAACCUCGAGUGAAUAA
Molecule: messenger RNA, 876 nt
Organism: Canariomyces notabilis
Lineage: Eukaryota; Fungi; Ascomycota; Sordariomycetes; Sordariales; Chaetomiaceae
Exons: 2
Source: RefSeq, a predicted model, not a curated record